This is a messenger RNA of Diuraphis noxia (Russian wheat aphid), 1521 nucleotides long. It is a transcript of the gene Gbeta5, whose product is annotated as guanine nucleotide-binding protein subunit beta-5. Gene Ontology annotation, molecular function: protein binding. Lineage: Eukaryota; Metazoa; Arthropoda; Insecta; Hemiptera; Aphididae. Gene Ontology annotation, biological process: signal transduction. The record is from RefSeq and is a predicted model, not a curated record.
AAUCAUUAAAAUCUGAGAAAACUCAAAAUUGUCCAGCUGUGUUGCAGCCUUGCAGGAAUGCAGGGCGCAGGCUGACUGUUGUAUGCUUGUCUGUACUGAACUACUGACGGUCAAGUCGGUAUAUUGAUUAUAAAUUCUGUAUUUGCCUUUGCGUCGUUCAGAGGGUUUCAUUUUCAAUGAUAUAAAAAAUUUUCUCGAAUUGGUUCGGUGAAAUGAUUUUUUUCAGUGAAGAUUUUCCUGAAUAGGAAAUUAAUUGAACGAGAACAUAAACAACUCAACAAUUUUGCUUAAUGAAAGACUGUAAGUCAUAUUCAGUAGCACCACCACUGGCAGAUAUUGCAUUAAGAAACAUUUGGAAUUUGGACAUGGCAUUAGACGUAAAUACACGAACUGAAACAGUUGAAUUAUUAAGUCGUGAAGCUGACUGCCUAAAACACAAGCUUGAAGAAGAAAGAAAAAAACUUAAUGAUGUGACAUUGGCAAAUGUUGCGGAACGAUUAGAGGAAGUCACAUUUCUAAAUAUAAAACCUAGACGUUUGUUAAAAGGAAACCAAGCUAAAAUACUAUGUUGUGAUUGGUCUCCGGAUAAACGUCAUAUUGUUUCAUCUUCACAGGAUGGUAAAUUACUAAUUUGGGAUGCAUUUACAUCUACAAAAGAACAAACUGUUACAAUGCCAACAACUUGGGUGAUGGCAUGUGCCUAUUCGCCAUCAGGCAACUUGGUUGCAUGCGGUGGUUUGGAUAACAAAGUAACAGUGUUCAAUAUAUCUAAUCCUGAAGAAGAUCCAUCUGCUAAAAAGAAAACUGUUGGUACACAUACAAAUUUCAUGUCUUGUUGCUUAUUUCCAAAUUCAGAUCAACAGAUUUUGACUGGUAGCGGAGAUGCUACUGCUGCACUUUGGGAUGUUGAAUCAGGUCAAAUGUUACAAUCUUUCCAUGGUCAUACAGGUGACAUAAUGUCCAUUGAUUUAUCACCAUCAGAAAUUGGCAACACUUUUAUAUCAGGUAGUUGUGACAAAAUGUUACUUUUGUGGGAUAUGAGAACUGGUCAAAGUGUUCAAUCAUUUGAAGGUCAUCUUUCUGACAUAAAUAGUGUCAAAUACCAUCCAAGUGGAGAUGCUGUAGCGUCUGGAUCAGACGAUUCUACAUGUCGAAUGUAUGACUUAAGAGCAGACAAAGAAGUUGCCGUCUAUUCAAAAGAAAGUAUUUUGUUUGGAGUUAAUUCUAUAGACUUUUCAGUCAGUGGGAGAAUAUUAUUUGGAGGCUAUACAGAUUAUACCAUAAAUGCUUGGGAUAGCUUAAAAUGUGAAAGAGUGAGUUUAUUGUAUGGACAUGAAAAUAGAGUUACAAGUAUAAAACUUUCACCUGAUGGAACGGCAUUAGCUUCUGCCAGUUGGGAUGCUUCUUUACGUGUAUGGGCAUAAGUUAAGAAAAUUCAAAAUUUUCGAAUGUAGAUCUAGUCAGUAAUAUGUUCUGUACAACUAUAUGAGUUAAUGAUCACAAAUAAAUAAUUAUUUAAUC